AAAAGCCCAACAAAUCCCAACAAACACCAAGAAACAACAAAAUCCAGCAUUUAUAAAACCUGUUUGAAGACCCUCCCUUCUUCUCAAAUCAAACCCCACACUCUCUCUCUCUCUCACGUACACACUCUUCGUGCUCUCCGCCUCUCUCUCUCCUUCUCAUUUGUUCUUCUUUCAAUAUCAGAUCUCUCUUCUGUCGACACCAAUGGCUUCUCUCACACAAGCUUCUACUGCUCUUUCAACCUCCUUCAAGCCCACCUUGGCAGCCAGCAGCAGGAGCUCUGGUCUGAAGUCAGUUUCCUUUUCCAUCACUGGAAAGCGCUUCCCAUCUCUCAGUUCCCGACCUGGGCGUUUUCAAGUUUCUUGUUCGGCCAAACCAGAGACUCUGAACAAGGUGUGUGACAUAGUGAAGAAGCAGUUGGCUUUACCCGAAGACACAGCUGUGACCCCAGGCUCAAAGUUUGCUGAACUUGGCGCUGAUUCUCUUGACACAGUUGAGAUUGUGAUGGGACUUGAGGAGGAGUUUGGCAUCAGUGUGGAGGAAGAAAGUGCCCAGACCAUCGCCACUGUUCAAGAUGCAGCAGAUCUGAUUGAGAAGCUCGUUGAGAAGAAGAGUACUUAAUAGUUUAGAGAGAAUCAGAAAAACCUAUGGACCUUUUUCUUCCUUUAGUUUUUCUUUGUUUUUGUUUUUGUUUUGUACGAGCUUUAUAUUAUGGUUUUGGUACUUUAAUUAUCUUAUGGAUAUUUUAGUGUUCUUAAAUGUGAUGAUCUCAAGUGGUGUUUCUAUUGUUCUGAAUUUGGCUUUUUUAUCUGAUGAAGAGCGAAAAAAUACUGGAAAAAUGGUUGUUGAGUUCUGAAAA
Molecule: messenger RNA, 857 nt
Organism: Prunus avium (sweet cherry)
Lineage: Eukaryota; Viridiplantae; Streptophyta; Magnoliopsida; Rosales; Rosaceae
Product: acyl carrier protein 1, chloroplastic
Biological process (GO): fatty acid biosynthetic process
Molecular function (GO): acyl carrier activity; phosphopantetheine binding
Source: RefSeq, a predicted model, not a curated record